This is a messenger RNA of Prunus armeniaca (apricot), 420 nucleotides long. The record is from the annotation of a GenBank genome assembly. Lineage: Eukaryota; Viridiplantae; Streptophyta; Magnoliopsida; Rosales; Rosaceae.
AUGGCAAAGCAAAAUAGAAACCAAGACAAUAAUAGGAGACUAUGCUCUGCCCUCAGAAUUCCGAGUCAAACUGAGCUGGGGGUUCUGCCGUCGCUGGGCUCUGUGAAGUCGGUGGUCCAGAAGAACGCGGCCUCGUUUAGCUCCUCGCCAAGAAGAAGCCGAGCUAUCUUUGUCAUCGCUUCAUUACUUUCAAGCACACAUUCAGCUUUCGCCGCCCCUCGAAAACUCUUAGCCCCAACCUUUCCUCGUUAUAAGCUGCCCAAGAUCCCCAAGAUCCCUAACCUCAAGUUUCCUCCUCUGACCCCCGCACCUUUAUGGCCAGAAUAUAGGUUGCCUCCCCCUAUUAUUACUUCACUUCCAAAUUUCCCAUUAACUCCCACAUUUCCGUUCUCUCCACCUUCAAUAACCACCACACCUUAA